UUCUGCUAUUCUGAAAGCGAGUUCAACAUGACAUCUUUUGUAAAGAGUGAGGAGGAGCACAAAGACAGUUAUAAAAGAUGGGGCUUCGACAGACUACAACACAGUCAACUCAGGAGGAUGCAGUUUCAGAUUGAUCUCCAGUCACAGCAGCGAAAUCAUCGCCUAAGCAUGGCUGCCUGGCUGCAUGGUCGCUGGUGGGAGAUCAGUGAGCAGGAGCGUAGGGCUCAGCUCCAUAACCAAAAGCUCCUGAAGGAUUUUCAGAGAGCACAAGACACACUCGAUGACAUGGUGGCCCGCACUGAAGCCAUGAACACUAUACGGGUUGAGUAUGAAAAGUAUUUGGAAGAGAAUUUCCCACAAUGGCAACAGAAGCUCAAAAACAAGAGACUUUCAGAACAGUCCAAGCGGGUACAGCAGCAGUUAAAGGACUAUAUUCAGGAGAUGGAGGGGCCUGAACACAGGUCUGGCAUUACAGCCCACCAUUUUUCCUCCAUCUCUGCAGACCCACCUCAGCCUACAACUUCUGACACCCUGCUAAACUCUCAUCAGACAGAGAAAGACACCAAUCAACAUGCUCCAAGAUGCUACCAAAAUGACCAUCUACCUCACCUUCCACCCACUUCAUUAACCAGAUUUCCCCAUUUUAAUAUUCAAAAGCAUUGCAAAAACUUUCAGAACAUGCAAGUUUUGAAUCAUGACUUGCCCCCCUACUUUUCUUUACCUUUCUAUUCACACCAUCAGUCAAACUCUCCAGUCCAGCAGAAUUUACUGUCCAUAGACCAUAUGUGGGAAAACUCAUGGGCAGGUAGUAGGCAAGUUCCUACAGCUCACUUUACUCCUGCUGGUGCUUCCUUGCCACAACGUCCUGUGGUGAACCCUAUGGCAUGGGGUAUGAUGGAUAUGCCAGGCCCUUGUAAGGAAAGAAUCCAAUUUAGUGAGACAAAUGGGGAAAAGAUAACAAAAGAAAUGUUGAACCCAUCCAAGGAGAGUAGCCAGAGACUAGAGGAGAGGAUGAAGGGAAAAGAGUGUGAUCGGUCUUCUGAACUGGACUGUAAACCAGUGCGUCUAUCAAUCGAACAUGAAGACAGUAGUGAAGGCAGUGCUGUGUCUUCUGAAGUUGAAGUGAAAACCAUGGCUUCUGAGAUAAAGGACAGAAGAAAGAAAAGGAGUAAUGGGAUCCAAAUGUACUCUACUGCAAAUGGGAAGGGAUCUCAGGGAUCUUCCACCACGUCACAUGCCCCUCUGUCAACUUCAGAUUGCCAGUCUGAUACCAAGAUGAUCAAAAAACAUCAAAAAACAUCUAGAACAGCUAGCCAGAACACCAGCAAAUCAUCCAUUAUCAGAGAGAAUAAUGUUGAUGUAGUGACACAAGAUGAAGAGGAGGAUGAACAAGAAGAAAGCAGGAGCCAAGGAAUGCCUCCAAGUAGUGUCGGCUCAGAAAAGAAAGAUGGAACAGAAAGACUCAGUAAUAGUACAGAGAAAGAACAUACUGAUGGAGAUGACAACAGUCCUGACCUCAUUGUUGGAGAAGAAGAAAAAAGUGACAGAGAAGGUGGAGAUAAAGGAGAGGAUAAGCAAAGAACAGGUGAAAAGGAGGAAGCAGGACUGGAUGAUGAAGCACAGGUCGAUAAUAAAGAAUAUCCCAGUGAUGGAGAAGAUACAGAGGGGGAACAAUGUAAAAGGCAACAGACGUUUUCUAAAAAGGCUGAGUCAAAUUCACAGGACAUUCCAAAGUUAGAUACAGAAGUGGAAGAAGGAGAGGAAACCAAAGGAGAAGAGGAGAUGGAGAACCUCUCACAAGAUGAAGAGGAGGCUAGAAAACCCCAAGAAAUAGCCUUCAAAAGUGUGAGAAAAGAUGAGAAUGAAAGAGAAGAAGAGGAGAGUGACAGAAAACUGGUGAAGCUGGUUGAGCAGUAUGGUGUUUCUGAUGAAGCUGGUUGA
Messenger RNA from Xyrauchen texanus (razorback sucker), 1941 nucleotides. RefSeq names its product ABC transporter F family member 4. The coding region runs from base 28 to 1941 and encodes 637 amino acids. Lineage: Eukaryota; Metazoa; Chordata; Actinopteri; Cypriniformes; Catostomidae. The record is from RefSeq and is a predicted model, not a curated record. The transcript has 9 exons.